UUUUUUUGUUCUCUGAAUAUCACAUACAGAAUGUCAUAGCUGUGUCACAUAGCUCUGUUGCUACUUGUGUGCAUAUUUAUUAAGGUAUUCUUGUCCUCUAGGGGACAUUUUCGAUAGUCCUGAUGGCUGUCGUAGACAGCUGCUACAGGUUUGUCCUGAUUGAUGUUGGCGCUGAGGGACGACAAAGUGAUUCUGGAGUGUUCAAGGCAUCUCCAAUUGGCCACCACCUUGAAAGCGGCACCUUGGACACCCCAGGGUUGAAGAAACUGCCUGGAAGCGACCUGGUGACUCCCCACGUGUUUAUUGGUGAUGAGGCGUUCCAACUGCGACCUGAUUUUCUGAGGCCCUACCCAGGCCUCGGCCUGCCUACAGAAAAGAGGGUCUUCAACUUACGGUUGAGCCGUGCCAGGAACUGCGUUGAAAACGCAUUCGGCAUUCUCUGCGCACGGUGGAGGAUCCUGUUGAGGACCAUCAACUUAAUACCAGAAAAUGCAGAUGGUGUUGUAAAGGCAGCUUGUGUGCUUCACAAUUUCCUGAGCACUCACAACAAUGACACUGUGGGCUAUGGUGACAAUCAGGAUGUCUACAGCAACAUUACUGAAGGAAGAUGGCAUCAGGAGCUGGAGGGUUGUUCAAUGUUGCCUUCUCUGCAUCGCACCCAUGCAAGAAACUUCAGCAGGGAUGCCGCUGCAAGCAGGGAAGCAUUUACUAAAUACUUCUGUAGUCCAGCUGGGGAGUUGUCAUGGCAGUGGGCAAGGGUACAACCACAGUGAAGGGCAGUUUCUUCAUGAAAGAUGUGCAUUAGGAUUGUCACCUCUCCGGAUUUCACCCGAACAGUUAUGGAAUUGAAGUCUUGCUUUUUGUGUCUGGGUGAAGGUGAAAUGCAUACAGUGGACAGGUGCGCAGCUCCCCAUAGAGUGCAUAGUUUGAGAUAGCUCACACAGAACUGGGCACAAUGUAAAUGAAAUUGAUAGGACCAAUAAAAAUGCAACGUUAUGCAUUCCAGCUGGCCAAAAAGGGGUUGUGACAGGUCAUCCCAGGUUAUCCCAGAUAAACAUAAAAAAUUGUUAUUUGCACUGAUGUGAACCUGCACUGAAAGAAUAGAAGCAUAGAAGCAAAGAAAAUAGGCACCGCGGAUACCAAGGCGUAUGUGCCUCUCUCAUCACAGACCUCACUGCCGCCAGUGAGGUAGCGCACAAGAAGUCACGUGCUUACAGCUGCCCAUAAAAAUCCAUGCAACUCUGAGGUCUGAGACGUCUGCGCUUAGCUCGGCGGUGUGCUUGAGGGCUUGUAUCUCACUAGGUACGGCACAUAGAAGAAUAACUUUUUCCCCUUUGUAUUUAGCUGCAGUGCAAUGUGUCCACGACGUAAUGAACCACAUCUAUGCAAGUGUCUCAACCCCGUGAAUGCUUAUCUAGGCUUUCGGCGUGACCAGGCUGUCCUGGCUUUCUGUAGUCUGAGGUAACUAAAACAACGUUUGGGUACAGAAAAAAAACUUUUGAUACAUCGUAUUAAUUCAAAUGCAAAGCCCACUGCGUUGCCCCCCCCCCCCCAUGUCAUGGGCUGAUGGAGAAGGUGGCAACCCUAAUGUACAUAUGAAUAGUGACUCCUUUUGUUACAUGAAAACAAAUGUGAAUGGUUAUAGGCUGUGAAUAUGGCUGUGUUGGACUUUAUGUUUUGUAUAGUACUAUUGUAUAAAUUUUGUGUGUUGUGGGGGUUGUUCCAAAAACGUCGCUUGAUGAAUUAUUCGUGAAUAGACGCUGCUGUUGAAAUCCUUUUCCAUAGAAAGCUCUCAGUUUAAACUGUUCCCUCCCUUUUUGUUGUGUGUCAUCAACUGCAUCUUUCAAAGUACCCAGUCUACUGUAUAUGAAGUUCAUCAGUAAUGUUAGAUUGGUUAUUCAUUAUUGUCAAAUGGUAAAACAAGGUAUUGUUGUACAACAUUGAGAUAUGUUUAUUGCAAAGUCAUUUCUUCAUGGAGAAACUCGAGCAGGUAGCAUGUUAAGCUAUAUAAUGUUAUUGCCAGCAGCAAUGCUGCUUGCAUGUGCUUUCCCACAGGAUUUCCACCUGCAAAAAUAGCAUCGGUGCUGCCACGUACAGCUUUUUUCUAUCUGUACAGGAGGGAAAUUACAGUGUAUAUGUACAUAUUCCUAUACCAUAUACAUACACAGUGCUCUAGAUAUGUUGCAUAGGUGACCAGCAGCUCGAACCUUUUUUUUUUUAACACAUAGCGGUAAUACUCUCCACUUAUUGUGAUGCAUCAUUGACUGUG
Ornithodoros turicata is the source of this 2269-nucleotide messenger RNA. RefSeq lists its product as uncharacterized. Lineage: Eukaryota; Metazoa; Arthropoda; Arachnida; Ixodida; Argasidae. The transcript is spliced from 2 exons. The record is from RefSeq and is a predicted model, not a curated record. Bases 123 to 773 code for a protein of 216 amino acids.